UCGUCGUCGUCGUCGUCGUCGUCGUCGUCGUCGUCGUCGUCGUCGUCGUCGUCGUCGUCGUCGAUGUAACGUCAGUAACUCCCCUCUCAAACGACCUCGGAAAUUCGAGGAGGAAAAGUGUGCUCCUAUAUAUAAGGACGCUCGAACAAUCCUGCCACGUUGGUAUAUCGUUGGCGUUCGUUACGAAUAGUACGAGGCUAAAUUAUUACUCUGGUUCAUUGUUUACGUUACAAAAUUUUAUAAUAUUUUAAUUUUCGUCGAGAGAUAAACGCCAUUCUUUCAAGUUGUUUCAUUUAGUUUUCAAUCCUCUCUCUUCCUCCCUUCCUCCUUCCCACUCUCGUUCUUCGAGAACGAAGAGCUUUCCGAAAGUGUGAGAAAAAGAACAACUAAAAGUGAUAAAAAUGUGGUGCCACAAAAGUAUCAUGAUCCUUGCGAGCUUAGCGGCUGUGAUGAUGACCAGCAACGCUGCUGUUGGCCAAUCUAGACUCGUCUUUACCCUUUGUAUACCGGAAAUAUAUUGGAAGGAAUGCGUGCAGAUGAUGGAAGAUUCGGCGAGCAAAGGAAUCCCUAUUUCUUGCAUUUCCGGUCGCGAUCGAUACGAAUGCGUAGAGAAGGUUGGUAGAAAAGAGGCCGACGUAGUCGCUGUCGAUCCGGAAGACAUGUAUUUAGCUGCUAAGGACAACGAGUUAGCUUUGAAGGCCGGAUACAACGUCGUAGAACAGGUAAGAACAAAGGAAGAACCGGAUGCGGCCUAUCGUUACGAAGCAGUUGCUGUGAUACACAAGGAUUUGAACAUAAACGACGUUCAAGGACUGCGCGGUUUAAAAUCUUGUCACACUGGUGUUGGACGUAACGUCGGUUACAAAAUACCUCUCACGAAAUUGACGGCUUUGGGUGUACUCGGUAACAUAAACGAUCCAGAAUAUUCUGCCCGCGAGAAUGAACUUCGGGCAUUGAGCUCGCUCUUCAGCGAGGGUUGCCUAGUUGGUACUUGGUCACCUGAUCCAGCAAUAAAUCAAAGACUCAAGGAAACGUACAGUAACAUGUGCGCGCUUUGCGAAAAACCAGAAAUUUGCGAUUAUCCAGAUAUAUAUUCGGGUUACGAAGGUGCUCUGCGUUGUCUCGCUCACAACGGCGGGAAUAUUGCCUGGACGAAAGUUAUUUACGUUAAACGAUUUUUCGGAUUGCCUAUCGGCGUUACACCAGCGGUCCCAACGAACGAAGAUCCAAGCAAUUACCUUUACUUCUGUCCUGAUGGCACAAAGGUACCCAUCAAUGCCGAUACCAAGCCCUGUACUUGGGCUGCUCGACCAUGGCAAGGAUAUAUGGCUAACGGUGGUGUUAACAACAUAGAAGCCGUUCAAAAGGAAUUAACCGAAUUAGGACAAUUGGGUGAAAAGGAAAAGGCUGCUUGGUGGAAAGAUUUGUUGCUGCUCGAUGAAAAAACUCUGGCCGUUGCUUCGUCGCCGAUUGCUCCUGAACAACAUUUGAAGAAUGCCAAAUACUUGGACGUCAUCGAAAGGAACUCGGGUGCACCAGAAAGGAAUGCCCGCUGGUGUGUAUGGACUCAGAAUGAUCUGAACAAGUGCCGUGCCUUAAGUAGAGCAGCUCACUCAAGAGAUGCUAGACCCAGACUGAUUUGCUUGUUGGAGAAGACUCAGGACGCCUGUUUGGUAGCGGUCAGAGAUGAUGGGGCUGAUUUAGUAGUCGUUGAUGGUGGAUCGGUACUACGUGCAAUAACGGAAUUCAAUGCGCAACCGAUUAUUUCAGAAAUUUAUGGAAGCGGCUCGACGAAAUAUAGCGAAAGACCGGCAGUUGUUGUUGUUAAAAAAGGCAGCCCUAUCAAAGCACUUGCCGAUUUGAGAGGCAAACGAUCUUGCCACAGUGGUUACCAAGACGACUUUGCUGGAUGGUUGGCACCGGUUCACACUCUUAAGAAAGCAAAUUUGAUUACCUCGGAAGAUGAUCUAACAGAAUUCUUUGAUGGCUCCUGCGCACCUGGCGCACAGCCAGGAUCGAAAUUGUGUCAGCAGUGUGUUGGUAACAUUGCAUCCAAUGACGACAAAGUAACCGAGGCAACUAAGUGUAAACCGACCGAGGCGGAAGCCUUUAAAGGAGGUCAAGGUGCUAUCAAAUGUCUGACUUCGGACAAGGGUGAUGUGGCCUUCUUGCCUCUACCUGCUCUCAUGGAAAUUGAUAAGAAGAACGAGACUGAAGGUGGCGUGAAGACAUCCGACUUUAUGUUGGUCUGUCCUGACGGUGGUUUAGCACCGGUUAAGGAAUGGUCGAGAUGCAAUCUGGGAUUAGAACCACCGCGCAUCAUUUUAAGCUCUGCUGGAAAAACGGUACAUGCUUUGGACGAAUUGAAACAUGGUGUUUUGGCAGCCAGUACGAUAUACUCUAAGAAACCAGAUCUCUUACGACUAUUCGGUAGCUGGGGUGGUCAUCCCAACGUAUUGUUCAAGGACGACGCAACAAAUCUUAUUUCAGUCGACAAUUCAUGGACCCAAUGGAACACGUGGGCUACGACAAAAGCGGAUUAUAAAAUCAAGGCUUAAGGAUCCCGUAAAUAAAGAGAUCGUAAAUAAUCGAUGAAAGGCAUUAUAUACCUACAUAUUUAGACACGGAAUGUGGCGGGAGUUAAAAAGGUGAUACAAACGAAACUGACAACCAAUCGAAUAUAUUAUAUUUCUUUAACGUACUUGUAUAACAUUCAAGUGAUAAUGUGUGGGUGUAUAUAUGAACGAGCAUCUAUGCGAUUCGAUUUGAAACAUUAAUGAAUAUAAUCAGAGCUAAAUAAAGUGCAAUAUAAUCGAAA
This is a messenger RNA of Vespa mandarinia (Asian giant hornet), 2818 nucleotides long. RefSeq names its product transferrin 1 (gene Tsf1). Lineage: Eukaryota; Metazoa; Arthropoda; Insecta; Hymenoptera; Vespidae. The record is from RefSeq and is a predicted model, not a curated record. Gene Ontology annotation, biological process: iron ion transport. Gene Ontology annotation, cellular component: plasma membrane; early endosome; extracellular region.